AUAUAAAUCGAAAAAACGCCGUAAGUCCCAUCUUUCUCCUUCAUCUCGCAGCUCUGUCAUUUCCGGUUUCGCACCGUAUUCAGGUUCACUUACUAAGGCAUAUGCUGCAAUUGCAACAUUGAAGUAAUCUGAAUUCCGUCUUAAGCUAUUCACAGAUUUUGGCAUCAGUUUUUUCUGGAAAAAGGUAUUGUGCCUUCCUUUGCAUUCUAACCUGUUCAAGGGUUUGUGAUCGACCAAAGUAAAGUGAGACAAUGCAAGCUCUGUUGCUGAGGCAUAGGCUUUCCAAUUCCAACACCAAGUCUCUUUUCAGACUUUCAUCCUAUUUUCAUUCUUCCUCUUGUUCUCCGCGACCAUUCAUUCCGUCACCACCUUCUGCUUCCUCCAUCGCUACCAACUUGUUCACCUCUCCAUGGUCUGCCUCUCAAUGUCGCGGAAUCAAAGUAUCUGGUUCUGAUAUUAAAGUCGGAAAUAUCAUUGGAAAACAAGGGCACUUUUACGAGGUUCUUAAAGUAGAUCACUCUCAUGAAGGAAGAGGAAAAGCCACAAUCAAGGUAGAACUUCGUGACAUUGACCAGGGAAACAAGGUAACACAAAGAAUGGGUACCGAUGAGGAUGUUGAAAGGGUCUACGUUCAGGAAAAGACUUUCAUGUUUAUGUGCAUGGAUAGUGAUGGAACUGUUGUAUUGAUGGACCCUGACACAUUGGAUCAAAUUGAAGUUUCCAAGGACUUGUUCAACAAGGAUUGCUUAUAUCUACGAGAUGAAAUGAAAGUUAAGGUACAUUUUUAUGACGACAAACCUUUAUCUGCAUCAGUUCCAAAACGCGUAACAUGUAUUGUCAAGGAAGCCAUUGCAGCCACUUCGAGGAAUAAAAAGGUAGUACUGGACAAUGGCCUUACAGUUGAAGUACCAUCUCACAUUGUAGCUGGUGAUGCCAUAGUUGUUAGUACAGAGCAUGAUUCCUAUAUAGAAAGGGCCAAAGCAUAGUGUGACUUGAGCCAGGAUUUGAGCAGAGACAACCAAUAUCUAAUUGUCACGAGUUUUGAAGCAGAAUUGACCUAUUUAUUCUGCCUCCUAGCCCUCCUCAUUCUUUCACUUGAUAAUAAGUGAGUUUUGAUUUUUUAAUUGAUGGCUUUUUCUGUAUCUGCUAGCAAUGAGUUUGGACGUUCUAACUUCUAAGGGUAUCUUUGUCUUUGUCUUUGUGCACACAUGAGUCAUGACUACUUGUUUAGUUUAUGCACAACGAAAGAAGCAAAGACAAAAAUCUUGAUUGUUGAAAUUUUAGAUGAUAAAAAAUCACUUGGACAGUUAUGAAUAACAUUCAAUUCAUCUAUUGGUGGGACAUAUGUGGAGUAAAGUAAUGGAUUGAAAAUAAAUGUUCG
This is a messenger RNA of Glycine soja, 1381 nucleotides long. Its product is annotated as elongation factor P. The transcript has 13 exons. The record is from RefSeq and is a predicted model, not a curated record. Gene Ontology annotation, molecular function: translation elongation factor activity. The coding region runs from base 252 to 986 and encodes 244 amino acids. Gene Ontology annotation, biological process: translational elongation; peptide biosynthetic process. Gene Ontology annotation, cellular component: cytoplasm. NCBI's taxonomy places the organism in Eukaryota, Viridiplantae, Streptophyta, Magnoliopsida, Fabales, Fabaceae.